Messenger RNA from Racocetra persica, 284 nucleotides. NCBI's taxonomy places the organism in Eukaryota, Fungi, Glomeromycota, Glomeromycetes, Diversisporales, Gigasporaceae. The record is from the annotation of a GenBank genome assembly.
AAGUUUCCGUUAGUAAUGGUAAUACAGAUAGUGAUAUAUUAUCUACAAUCCUGAAUAAAACAGAAGAGUCAAAGACUCAAUGCUUCGCAUCUCAAUCCAGCAAUAUUAACUUCAUGUUUUUAGAUGAAAAACUUUGUAAUGCUAUAAUUCUUGCUAACCGUAAAACUCAAGAAACUAUCAUGUGUUAUCACCUAUUUGGCGAAACUCUCAAUAUAGUUAGUAGAAUUUUAAAUAAAAAAGUUCGUGCUCAGCUUCCAGUAGAUAUUUCGGAUGCACUUUUAUGA